CUUGGCACCUGGUCAUCAAGCCUCAGGCAUCAAUGCAAAACAACGCCCAACCGUCAACAUUAGACAAAUCAUAGACCUCAGCGAUCAUGCAGAAUGCCACGUAUGAACCUGUUUGAAAUGUAACUUUUAGUCAUUGAAACCCUGUAUGACUGAUCCAAGAUGACAUAAUGAGGCAUCAACCCCGCAUUUCACCAGAGAGAUAAAUAAUGCCCUAUCUUAUCUCUUCCCCUCACUCUGGAAUCUGGAGAUAUCAAGAUACACCACCAUCCUUCAGAACUUGGCUGAAUCACUUCACCUCACCAUGACCAUAGAUACAGAAAUCAAGUACAUACUCAGUCUCCAGGCUGUCCGUGAACGUGCUCACCGUGUGUUCCAACUUGCCGAGGCCAACCAAAUCAACCAUUUCGAAUAUCAUGGGGACCGCUUCGACACCGCAGUUCAAUACGUAGCGAACAUCAUCAAGCGAGACUUUGGUCCGGACAAAUAUCAUCUAAUCCCCCCUCACGGCCGCUGGCAGCACUUCGAAGUCGGUGGGACAGCCCGUAUAAAGGACCUCCUUGCACGAUGGGAAGCGGCGGGAUACGACAAGGAAGAACAAGCUCGGAGCCUAGUCGAUUUGUUCUUCGUCUCGGUUCUGCUCGACGCUGGCGCAGGGGAUAAAUGGUGUUUCACCGAGCCGGGUAGUAACGCAGCGAUUGGCCGGAGCGAGGGCAUCGCGGUUGCGACAUUGCAUAUGUUCAACGAUGGCGAGUUUGCUCUUUCAGGCAGUGAUCGAAAGGAUGUUGUUCUAGGCGCCUCCCUCAAGGACUUCUCUGAGGCAACCUUGUCUCGGGGCUUCCAAAUCAACGACAAUAACCCGUUUGUCGGUGUUCCUGCAAGAGUCGAACUGAUCAAAUCUCUCGGUCGCUCAUUGCUCAACCUGCCCAAUAUCUUCGGCGACACCGGUCGACCUGGUAACCUUGUUGACUAUCUCAAAUCUCGCGCCGACGAGUCCAACCGUCUCGAUUUCGAAGUUUUAUGGGAAACCCUGCAGAGCGUCCUCCUUCCCAUCUGGCCACCCUCCCGAACGCAGAUAGACGGCCACCCCGUCGGCGACGCCUGGCCUCUAAAGGUCUUGGCAGACGACGCCCAGAAAGCCGGUCGCCAGUCAAAGUGCUCACACAUCCAGCCCUUCCACAAACUUACGCAAUGGCUAGCAUAUUCGCUCAUGGUCCCAUUCGAGCGCCUUCUCGGGGUGGAGUGGAAAAACGCCGAGAUCGCCACAGGACUUCCCGAGUACCGAAACGGAGGGUUGUUCGUUGAUUUAGGUGUUCUGACCCUGAAAAACGAGAGUCUGCAGCGUGGAUUGGCGAAUUCAGGUAGCAGUUUGCCUGCGUUUGAGGCGACGAGCGAUGAGAUUGUUGAAUGGCGCGCUCUUACCGUGGCGCUGCUGGAUAAGCUGCAUGUUGCGCUGAGGGGCACCGAGCUGGGGAAGGAGAAGUUGAGUCUUGCUCAGGUGUUGGAGUCGGGAUCGUGGAAGGCUGGGAGGGAGUUGGCGGCAGAGAAUCGACCGGAGACUAAGUCUAGUCCUAUCUUGAUUUUGGGCGAUGGGACGCUGUUCUAGGGCAGUGGUCAUUUAGGGGUCUUGGCUCGUUUGGAAGUAACUGGAUCGUUGCAAGUGAGUACUUGGGCUAUCUACAGUAGAUACACAAGCAUCUAUGCAUCACUUAUAUAUAAUCUAAAGUUUCAGGUCUACCUGUGGACUAUUGAAGGCAUUUCAUCACACGGCCGGUCGAAUAUACAUCAGGAAUAAUCGAUAUAUAUUUGAGCAGUUCAUCAUAGUACGAAUCAACGAGACUAGCU
This is a messenger RNA of Aspergillus caelatus, 1842 nucleotides long. Its product is annotated as URC4/urg3 family protein. The transcript is spliced from 4 exons. NCBI's taxonomy places the organism in Eukaryota, Fungi, Ascomycota, Eurotiomycetes, Eurotiales, Aspergillaceae. Bases 302 to 1603 code for a protein of 433 amino acids. The record is from RefSeq and is a predicted model, not a curated record.